This is a messenger RNA of Jaminaea rosea, 585 nucleotides long. RefSeq names its product EF-hand. Gene Ontology annotation, biological process: actomyosin structure organization; mitotic cytokinesis. The transcript is spliced from 3 exons. Gene Ontology annotation, cellular component: myosin II complex; cytoplasm. The coding region runs from base 1 to 585 and encodes 194 amino acids. Gene Ontology annotation, molecular function: calcium ion binding; cytoskeletal motor regulator activity; myosin heavy chain binding. Lineage: Eukaryota; Fungi; Basidiomycota; Exobasidiomycetes; Microstromatales. The record is from RefSeq and is a predicted model, not a curated record.
AUGGCCUCCUCCCUCGCCCCCUCCUCCGCAUCAACGACUAAACGCUCCUCCCGCUCAAACCACCCUCGCCAAUCCUCAGGCGUCUACAAUACCUUUACAACAAAACAGAUCCAAGGCUUCAAAGAAGCCUUCCACUUCCUCGACCAACCGACGGGCGACUCCCUUCUCUCACGCAGCGAUCUAGCUUCCACCCUCGCCAACCUGGGCCAACCAAACGACAGGGAGGCGGUCGAUCGUCUAUUUGCUGAGGUGGAUGACCCGCAAGUCGCAUCUGGCGGCGGGGGAGGCGGCGGCGGAGGAGGCGUGAACUUUACGCAAUUCCUCACCAUGUUCGGCGAAAGGCUUAGCGGGAUGGAUGACGCGGAGACUUUGCUGGAGGCGUUUGAGUGCUUUGAUGAGAAGGACGAGGGGUGGAUCGAGGUUGCAGAGCUGAGGAAGUGGUUGGGGGAGGUGGGAGAUAGGAUGGAUGAGAGGGAGAUCGACCGACUAGUCCAGGGCCCUUUUACUGAUCGAUCAGGAAGAAAGUUCGACUAUAAGGCUUUCGUCGAAGCAGUCAAGAUGAGUGAGCCUGCCGAGCUCGAGUAG